Messenger RNA from Drosophila ananassae, 1580 nucleotides. RefSeq lists its product as uncharacterized. Bases 60 to 1484 code for a protein of 474 amino acids. Lineage: Eukaryota; Metazoa; Arthropoda; Insecta; Diptera; Drosophilidae. The record is from RefSeq and is a predicted model, not a curated record. The transcript has a single exon.
ACACUAGCUUUUCUUUCAUUCUUGAUUAAUGCCCUAUAAGCCUCACAACCAUCGGUCUCAUGUCAGCCGCGCGCAUAUACAAAUAUGACGCACCCGUCGUACCACUGCAACAAGGAGGAGUAUGGCGCAUCAACGGAAUAUUCAAACUGGUUCACGUCAUCGACAUAUCGAGGAUGAUGCAGCUAGUGGACGAAACUAGCCGGGAUGCGGCAACCCUGUCGGAUCAACGCAUCAAAACUAUAACGAGGCAUUACCUGGAGCAGGCAGCGGAAGGGAUGAACAGAGUAAUGAGGCCAACAACACGCAGAGCUCGAGCGGUAAACUGGAUGGGUUCAGCCUGGAAAUGGAUAGCAGGAUCACCGGAUGCAGAGGACUGGAAUGCGGUACUCAACUCGGAAAAGAUGAUCAGCGAAAACAACAACCAGCAGAUUCGGAUCAACGCUCGACUCUUCGACGCAAGCCACAAAUCGAUUCAAGAACUAAAUGAUGUGGUAGCGAGAGUCAAUGCGAUUGACGGAGACCUCCACGCAGUUACAGCAACACUGCAUAAGGCAAUUAUCCUGGCUGGCCAAGUGGCGGAAAUCACGAGGGCCUGCCAACUUGCCAAAACGGGAGUGACGAAUUCAAAUCUUCUGGAUCACGAAGAAAUUGAAACCAUGCUCACGGAAGUCAACGAUCUCCCGUACCAAAACGCUGUGGAAGCAGUGGAAUUUUCCCGGCCAACGAUACUCUCCAAUGGCACGACGCUACUAUACGUCCUGGCUCUCCCCAAAGUAUCAAGCAGGAGAUACGAACUUGUACGCUUGUAUCCAACAGUAUCAGGCGGAAGACAAAUAGUGCUCGAGCACCACAAGUUCGCACUGAACAGAGAGGAAACGUAUGCAGUAGUGGGCAGCUGUUCCACCAUCGGCAAUAUAACAGUCUGCCCAGAAGAGGAUUUAAUAGCCUUGGAGGAGAACUCAUGCAUUCCACGGCUCCUGAAGGGUGGCCAUGCAUCUUGCUCAUACCUUCGGAGCAACGAAGAAGUCGUGCAGUUAGUUGAGGAUGGGACAUUAUUCCUCUCCAAUUAUAAUGGAUCGCUUACAACACUCGAAAGGGACUACCAACUGGAAGGGACGUACAUAGUCCAGUUCAACAAUGAAGUCGUCGCAGUCCGAAACAAAAACUUCACCGCCCAUUCUGCAAAUCACCCUAUGGCCUUACCACCGGUACUAACCAACAUUAUGGUAACCGGCUACAGACCUUCCCUUGGUUAUGUUGAUGACAUCAACGCCCAAAACACACAGGCGAUGUCUGGCGUCUCACGAGGCGUAACUUUUUCCUACGUCUUGGAGGCUUCUCUAACACUAGUAGUCUUCUUGAUCCUGUUCAUCAUCUGGAGGAAGCUGACCUCCACCAAAGGAAUACCAACCACGAGAGUUAUCACCGAAGAUCUGGAGAACACAAAGAAGACAUCAACAACAGCCCAUCAUUCUAUUAAUUGAUCCGCGGGACGCAGACUUUUAGAGGGGGAGGAGUUAUCACCCGGCACAUUCGGGCCCCUCCCUCUGCUCAGCACUAUUCGCCCCCUACCAUUUACU